This is a messenger RNA of Astyanax mexicanus (Mexican tetra), 5420 nucleotides long. It is a transcript of the gene ppp1r1b, whose product is annotated as protein phosphatase 1, regulatory (inhibitor) subunit 1B. Gene Ontology annotation, biological process: intracellular signal transduction. Gene Ontology annotation, cellular component: cytoplasm. The record is from RefSeq and is a predicted model, not a curated record. Gene Ontology annotation, molecular function: protein phosphatase inhibitor activity. NCBI's taxonomy places the organism in Eukaryota, Metazoa, Chordata, Actinopteri, Characiformes, Acestrorhamphidae. Bases 452 to 976 code for a protein of 174 amino acids. The transcript is spliced from 5 exons.
ACGCCCCUCAUUCUCUGUGUGUGUGGUUUGUGUGUAUAUGUGUGUGUAAGGGUGCACCGUUGGGGGGAGAAAGAAGGAGUGAAACACAGAGAGAGAGAGAGAGAGAGAGAGAGAGAGAGAGAGAAAGACAGAGAGAAAGGGAGAGACGGACUGACUUUUGGGAAAAGAAAGGAGAGAGAAGGAAAGAGGACGUUUGCACUUUUCUAGAGCAGCUAGGAGGAGAAAAAAGCAGACAGAGGGGAAAAACAGCUGGACAGUCAGAGUGUGAGAGAGAGACAUAGAGCUGUAGAGAGAGAGAGGGAGAGAGAGUGUAAGGGCAUUAGUGAGUGCACUCUGGACCCCAGUGUGUGUGUUUUGGCCAGCAGUGAAGGAUUUGUGGGACGUUUUUGAGUGUUUAGAGAGUGUGUGUGGUGUAUUUGUGUGUGUGUGUGUGUGUGUUGGGGGGUUUACAAUGGAGACCUCAGGACCUGAGGAUGUUCCAGUGGAGGCGAAGGAGAGGAAGAAGAUCCAGUUUGCUGUCCCCUCCACAGCUCCAACACAACUGGACCCCAGGCAGGUGGAGAUGAUACGCAGACGGAGACCCACACCAGCAACACUGUUCAGAGUAGCUGACCAAACAUCACCUGAAGACGAUAACUCCACCCAUCAGUGGGUUGUUGGAGAGAACGGCGUCCUCAAACCCAAACGAGUCAACUCCAGUGUUUACCAGCCUCCCUCACUAAAAGCUGUCCAGCAGAUGGCUGAGACUCAGAUGCAGAAGUUGGGUGUGUAUCCUCACAUGGAGGAGGGGGAGGAGCCUUUAGAGACAGAGGAGGCGGAGUUAUUAAGCCGCACUGCUGAUUCACAGGGGGAGAGAGAUGACCGGCCAGAAUUUAGUAAACCGGUGACUGCAGAACGAACUGAGGAGGAGGAUGAGGAGGAAGAGGACGAGGAAGAUGAGGAAACAGCAGAAGAUGAGAGCAGAAACGUGGAGUAAAAUGGAGGGAUGAAGAAGGGAGAGAGAAAGAUUAUGUAGAAAACUUUCAAACUUUUACGUUUUAGGAACCUUAAGCAAUAUAUUUAAACAGAAGAACAGUGUGUGUGUGAGUGUGAGUGUGAGCGUGUGUGUGAGCGUGUGUGUAUUUUUGGUAAAAUUCCCAGUUUUCAUUUGGGUUGGACAAUACACUGUCAUCAACAGUCAGUCAUCAACAUGAUAUUGGCUUUUGCAGUAUUCAUAUCAGUAAGGCUGCAAUAUGCAAAUGAGCUCUCUGACCACAGCAUAUUUUAGAGUGUGCUGAUCAUCUUGAUCAAUCAGUGUUCUCAGCGUUUAUGCUUGCAGGUAUAUAAUGCAGACCAUUCACAUUUAACAAUCACAUUACUGAUUUAUUAUUUCAUUAAUAAAGGUGAAUUCCAACUGUUUCUCAAGUUCACAGCAUAAUUAAAUGGUUUAUUAAAUACUGAACACCAUGGUGUAAAACUCUCUGUUAUGGAGGAACGUACAGUCAGAAUUCUUCACAGUGCCAGUCCCACAUAUACAAAAAAGGUGUCAGAUUCUGGCAGGAUGUCAGAAUUUGGCACAGCACUGGUGCUGACUGAUGAUGCUAGCACUGAGCACAUGAGUAGAGGGAACAAGACAUCAGAGGCAUGAAAUCCGGUCUACGAUCACAUAUUAAAAGUGACUCAAAUGUGAUUUGAAAAGAUCUGAUUGGACAUAUCCAUACUGCCCUGACAAAAUCUGAUCUGUGACACAGAUCAGCAGAUUUAAGAAAAGAAUUACUAUAAUGUUGAGAAGACUUUGUUUGAAUGGGGACUGGGAAGGUAUAGGGUGUGGUGCAAAAAACAUAUUAGUUCAGAUUAUUUUACUAUUCUUAAUAUUACAAUUAAAACGGAUUGUUUUUGAUAGUAAAGAAAUUAUAUAUAUUUUAUAUGUGUUUUAUCUAUAUCUGUAUUGUAUUUAUAGCACAAAUUCUUUAAAUUUAUACAGUAUUAAGCCCUAUCCGGACGGGUUUAGUUUCUCAGGGGGACGUCUGUGAAAAAUAUUUCACACACUCCUCAUAAAACUCUUGCAUCCAGACUGCAGUUGAAAAAACAGGAGGACCAGUGAGUUUUUAGGCUUUCUCGGUCACUCAGACAUGUGGAUCUGGACAAGACUAAAAUUACUAUAGGACCACAGAGUUUAGCGAAAAACAGUAGGUAAUUCUGCCUGUAAGUUUCUCAGAGGACAUCCGAGAAAAAAUGUACAUGGUCAUUCCAGACGGACAUAAAAUCACAGAGGACCCCCCCAUAAAAGAGAAAAAUACCCCAGCACCCCCUGAGAAACUAAUCCCAUCCGCAUAGGGCGUUAGUGUAUGGCUAUAUUUGCAGCCCCAGUUUCCCCAUGAGUCUUCCUCAUAUGUGUCACUUUAUAAAAAGUUUCUAUGUUUUCUAAAUCUCUGCUCUCAAACAUCAUCUGACGUGUCAUACCUCUUAGAUGGGUGUCGGUCCUCCUGAGUAGAUCAGAUCAGAUUAUAUCAUGGUUUAAAUUCAGUGCUAAAGUUUUAAAUCCAGAUCCAGAAGCUGAGAUAUUUGCAAUGUAUCAGAUCAGGAUCAUCUAUUCUCUAAGGGCAUUUUUCCCAGAGUAUUCCAAUUGGAUUGCCAAACAAAUUGGAUUAAAUCUGGAAAUUGGAUUUUUUUUUUUAGAAGCAACAGAGAUACUAUGAUGGGAUUGGAAAAUUCAUACUUAUGUGGUGAAACCUCAAGGUCAUUGAACUCUGAUGUAGCCUGUAUAUGGAUAUUAUUUUCUAUGAAGUAUACAUUUUUAAGAUCACUUGCUGCAUGCCUUAUUAAUGUGACUGAGUCAUGUAAUUCUGCUCAUGGCCACAAGGUGGUGGCAAGUACAAUACACUAGAGAAAGGACUAGAGAAACACUUUACUGAAAAAAUGCUUUAUAAUUGCAUAUGAAAGAAACUGCAAUGGGACAACUGACAUAACAGAUCUUUUGAUCUGAAGAUAAGUGUGUGAACAUUUUGUAUAAAAUGCAGUCUUGGGCAAAAGUUUUGUCAUGUGCUUUGGUUUAUUCAUCAUUACAUUUUGACACAAUUGUCAAAUUCAAAGGAUGUAAAUUGAACAACAAUAAUUCAAGCAAAAAACACUGAGAUACAAAGUUUUUGCUUGAUGGUGACAUAUUGGCAUUUUACCUUCUAAAAACUGCAACUACACAAUAUGGCAUCUAGACUCUUACUUUUACUCACUUACAACUAAAUUUUAUAUUUGUUUAAACACAAUCACCAUUUUCAAAUCUAAUAACUCAUUUACCCAUGUUCAGCUACCACACUGGAAAAAAUUAAGAGACCACUUCAGUACCUAACACAGUUUUUCUGAUUUUGCUAUUUAUAGGUAUAUGUUUGAGUAAAAUGAACAUUGUUGUUUUAUUCUAUAAACUACGGACAACAUUUCUCUUCAAAAUAAAAAUAUUGUUAUUUAGAGCAUUUAUUUGCAGAAAAUGAGAAAAAGCUGGACUAAGAGUUCAGAAAUCAAUAUUUGAUGGAGUUUUCUCCUCCACCAGUCUUACACACUGCUUUUGUAUAAUUUUAUGCCACUCCUGGCAGUUCACCUUGAUUAUAUUCUAGAGGUGUUUAAUUUGGUAAAAUCAAAGAAACUCAUCAUUUUUAAGUGGUCUCUUAUUUGUUUCAGAGCUGUAUAUUGGCAGUUAGUAAUAUAGUAAUUGCAAAUAUGUAUUCCCAACAAUAAAUAUCAAACCCAUGAGUGCAGAUUAGUUUUGCAUUAGUUUUGAAAUCUGUUUACUGAUAAUUCAGUCAUUUCAUUGCAAGAAAAGGAAGAUGUGGGUCUGACUGGGAAGUUAGUGAUGAUGACCGUCAUCUCAAAUAAGGCUGCGAAUAAGCCUGACUUCUCUGUGUGUAUAAUGAAAUAUAAUGUUAUCUGUCUUGUUUAUGAAAAACAGAAGCAGAUUAGAUUUAGACAUAUUUUCAAUACAUUGCUGGCUUGUGUGGGCGAGUGGUCAGGGUAGCAUUGACCAAUCACUAACACGCACGCACACACGCACACAUAUCUGAACCAAAGUGCUAAGCCCACUAACAAUCCUCUAUCGGAUUUAUAGAAGUGCGUCAGUAUUCACGUCACGCCAUGUACAGUAUUCUACACUACGAGUGUGUGUGUGUGCGUACAUGUAUGUAUAUUAUAUAUGAUUUUCUGUUUUAAAUCCCCUGUCAUUAUGUAUAUGUGUCCUUUCAGCACUACAUACCUACAGGCAAGAGCACAUAUGUUCUAUAGCUCUACUUGCCUUAUCAAUGAACACAAAAAAGUUUAAUUCACUGAUACUGUAUACCCUCAGCACAACAUGAAUGACACAUUAGACUAUUAUGUCCAUGAUCUUAAUAUUUUGAGUAUUCAUUUUGUGGCUUACCCAAUUCCACAUUAGAGAAACAGAAGAAAAAAGCAAUGAUUUAGAUCGUAGACAAUGUACCUGUUUUUCUCCCUUUUCGCCAAAAUGUCAGAAUCAUGUUUGGAGCAUCGCAUUACAUGUAUGCAUCACAUGUGAUGAAUAAGUUAUAAUUAUUUUUAUUUUGUCCAUUCAGGGGGUGUCGUAUGAUAUAAGAAUAGGGGGACAUUUAUUGAGAGGUCUUGGGACUUUUACAGAAUAAAUAAAAAUACUGAAAAUGUUUGAUUGUCAUGAUUUUUUAGAGUAGCAACAGGAAUAAAAUUGAACACAGAUGUUGCUAUUUGGUGAAGAUGUAGCAUGACAGAAAUCUGUCAUAAAUGAAAAACACAUGUAAUCCUUUAAUGCCCCUCAAUAGUAACACACUAUAUAUUUUUUUAUAUUAUUUUGAAAUAUGCUUAGAGCUUAAUUACAAGUCUUGACAAUGAUUCUAUUCAAUAAUUUUGUCAGAGAAAGCUGAAAUAGGUGAAAAUUCCUGCAUUUUUUUUUGCAAUGUCUGGCUUAAUACUCUUUACUAAACUGCUUUAACUCUGAUGGUAGGUCACUGUUAUGCAGCCCACCUUCAGUUGAGUGUAAGUUUUAUUUUUAAAAAUGUGUUCCUUACGUUCAAACACCAAACAUACUUCAUUUGAUCAAUUACAUUUGUGGUAAUCUAUGGGAAACUAUUUUUACCCUGAAUAAUCAUUAUAAGAAUGAUUUGCUCUGAAACCCAAGAAAAGCAAUCCUUACUGUAAUGAUCCUUUCUGAACUUUUCUCACGCACUUACUCACACACACACACACAGUAAGAGUAAAUGUAUGAAUGGGUCUUUUAUGUCUUACAGAAUCAUGUAAAUAAGUCAUUGUUUUUCCUUUGGUUUGUAACAAAUAAUAAGGUUACACACGCACAGUUAGCAGGAAUGGCAGUAAAUUCCACCAUAAGUCUGUGUACCAAAAGACUUACAUAAUCAGAAUUUCCUCAGCUGUAUAUAUGACGUCACUUAAACAAUAAAAGUAUAUUAAUCAUU